AUGGCAGUUUCCUCAGAGAAUUCUAAAGGGGAGUUAAGCCAGUAUAUCUCAAAAGAAGACAUCGAGAAAUUUAUGCUGGCACUCAAAUUUGGAGUAUUCUACGGAUUGGUCGUCAGUGCCCAUAAACACCUGGAUUCCUGGGAUGAUAAGGUGACGGGCUUUAGUCAAAGGGAAAUGUCCAUGAAGGCCUACAUCAUCUUCCGUGUCUUCCUCAACCGGUGGACUUUGAAGAGCAAGGACAAGUGUAUCUACCAACUCGUGGAUGCUCUGGCGCUCAGCGGCUGCGGAGGUAUAAACUUGGAAUCCCAGCUGGAAAACAUUACUGGCAUGCUGUUCCAGCAGCUUUGUGAACGAGUGAACCCAGCAGACCCUCACUCUGUGGAGAACCGUAGCCUCGUCCUGAGGGCUUUCUUCAUCCUGGCCAAGUUAUACCAGGAUCAGAUGGUAUCCCUAUUACUAACGGCCGUGGAAUCCAAUGAUCCAGAGAAGAUGGAAUCAGCCUUUCAAGUGUUCGCUGAUGUGUUCCAGGAAUUGCCUCAGACCAAGAAGCUGCAGCGCAUGGUACUGAAUUCAACCAUUCUGGUGAUUCAGGAGGACCUCAAACCAGUGCCGAAGGUCCUCGUGCACUUCAUUGAGAUGCUGGGUCAGCAUAACUACUUGGCCUUGCCCCAGGGGAACGCUCUAAUCAGCUAUAUCAUCAAGCUUGUGGAGACUGACUCAUCAAAUGAAGAGGACAUCCGAAUAAUGUGUUCCAGAAUCCUACAGAUGGUAUCUUUGCCCAAACUGGUCACAUUGGUGUGUGAGUCCAACAACACCUUGGCCUUCAUGCCUCUGUGUAAGGCAGCCACACAAAUGGCUCUGAAGGCCCGUUCCCUGGGACAGGUUCCUUACCUCAGCAGCUUUCACCAGGAUCCUAUCGAAUACAUUUCCCCUCAGAGACUCCUGACCCAUCUUGUGAUGUGUUCCCGGAAGCCCUACAGGGAAAAGGAGUUUGGUACAAGCUCUCUGAGGCUACUAUCUGCCCUGCAUCCUAUCACUUCUCUGCAUCCUGUUAUAAACCACAGUGUUGGCCAGCUGUGGAGGAAGGUGAUCCCACAGAUGUUGGAGAUACUAGAUGAUCAUACUGAGAAGAGCCUGAAUCAGGAGGAGUGGGAGGACAGGCUGUUCCGGUUUUUGAGUCAGUCAUUAGUGGCUAUUGAUGAUGACUGCUGGCAGGAGCAACUCAUCAGAGUCAUCUUGGAGAGGAUCCGUUAUUUCAGUGAUGAUGGUGAUGAGAAGGCUUUUCUCUAUAAAUUCUUUGGCUUCGCCCUGUGGACCUCAAGAAGUGAGAAACUGGUGAAGAUGAUGCUCUCCGCCAUCCUUCAAACUUCCCAUGAAAACGUGCAGGAGAGGGAGGGCAUUGCUGUGGCAUUCAGCGUCGUGUCCAGGAAACAUCUGAGGACAGUCCUGGAGCAACUGCAAGUGUAUAGUGCUGUACUCACUGACAAGGAGUCAUCGUCCAUCCUCACACUGGCAAAGGAACAUCAGCCAAGGGAAUGGGUGCUUGUGUGUCACACCAUCUACCUAAGCUAUAGCAAGAUUAUUUUAGAGAGCAAGGGAGAUAUUUUCAUGCAUUUCGAUGCCGUACUGGUCUUGAUCCUGCAACACUACCACAACUGCAUUUUGGAAAAGGAUAAGGACCUGAAGCUGGGUUACCUGAAUGCCCUCAUCAUACUGACAAAAACCCUGGGCAGGCAGCAGCACGUGGCCUUUCAAUUCAAGUUCCCCCACAAGCUAGCAAUUGUUACCUUCAUGCUGGACCUAAUCAAGGAGGAGCCAUUGAACUCCAUUUCCAGCCCUAUUAGACAGAAGGCAAUGAACGUCAUCAGUAACUUCAGGAUGUUCAGGCCCCUCUUAGGGAUAGAAGAAAGAGUAGAGCUCCUGGGAACAUGCUUCAAGAGUGUGUUCUGUCUGCCAUCCAUUGAAGUGUUACGAAAGGAGGCAUCUAGUCCCAAGGAGGGCCAGGCCAAUGUGGAUCUGUUUGAGGGGACCAUGCAAUCCCUCCUAAGACUAUUGGAGACACUUAUUGUUGAGAUGCCCACCCGGAUCCAGAACUGCUUGCAGCUUAUGGAUCCUUGGCUCAAUUCCCAGAAGGAUAACGAGCGGGAACGGGCCAUGUGGUGUGCUGCGCGUAUUCUGGAGUUUACAGCAAAAAUGGAGGACUUCAGUAUGGAAAUUGAAUUCACCCAGCUGGGGCGCUUGGUAAAGCUGCUGGCCAUGCGCUGCCAGGACCCAGUGGACAGCAUCUGCUUCCUGUCUGCCAAGGCUGUGUAUCACCUCUACUGUAUCCUCUUGAAGAAAAAGCAGAUGAAGAAGAAAAUACAAGGCUUGUGGAUAGAAGAGGGCAUGGAUGAAGCCUAUAGUGCCAACUUGUUCUAUAACAACACCGUUGAGAUUGCCGAGGCCUUUGCAGAGUACUUCACCCAGAGCCAGCUCACCAACCUGGUGCUGACAGCCAUGGAGGAGCUGACGGGCAGCAGGGCUAAGGUGUCUCUGGCUGCAGCCCAGUUGAUGAGCGCUGUCAUGAAAAAGCGGGGCUCAGAUUUGAUAAAGGUUGAGGAAAUUGUGGUGGGCACCCUGGAACGGCUCAAAUUGCAGCUGGAGCCCAACACAAAGGAGGAGACCCUUCGGGCCCUGUGCUUGCUGGCAGGCAACUGCACCCACAGCGUUGUGCCCCUGCUGCUCAACAGGCCCCUCCCUUGGGAUAGAACCAUUUUGGCCCCAUGGAGGUUGUUCGGCACCGAGCGAAAGACCACAAUCAACGUCCUGCAGCUGCUGAUAGGCAUCCUGGAAAACCACUCCACAGAGGGCACGACGGAGAAAGCCCUAGAGCCCGAGGAGGCGGCGUUUGCCUUGUGUGAGAUGCUAUCCGGGACUCUGUGCCGGGAGGCCAUCCUGGAACUCUACCCCCGGCUAUUGCUGGCUUCUGGGUGA
This is a messenger RNA of Myotis lucifugus (little brown bat), 2973 nucleotides long. Its product is annotated as maestro heat-like repeat-containing protein family member 1. The transcript is spliced from 27 exons. NCBI's taxonomy places the organism in Eukaryota, Metazoa, Chordata, Mammalia, Chiroptera, Vespertilionidae. Gene Ontology annotation, cellular component: cytoplasm. Bases 1 to 2973 code for a protein of 990 amino acids. The record is from RefSeq and is a predicted model, not a curated record.